Messenger RNA from Protopterus annectens (West African lungfish), 656 nucleotides. It is a transcript of the gene TXNL4B, whose product is annotated as thioredoxin like 4B. Gene Ontology annotation, biological process: mRNA splicing, via spliceosome. Bases 168 to 617 code for a protein of 149 amino acids. Lineage: Eukaryota; Metazoa; Chordata; Ceratodontiformes; Protopteridae. Gene Ontology annotation, cellular component: U4/U6 x U5 tri-snRNP complex; spliceosomal complex; U5 snRNP. The record is from RefSeq and is a predicted model, not a curated record. The transcript has 3 exons.
UCAAAACAAUUUUACGCGUCUUGUACCUUGUUGUAAAAUACGUUCCUACUCCUAACAUUUCUUCAAUCAUAAGGGACGCUGGUUAUUUUUCACAGUUUUUGUAAUGUGUUUACAGACUCAUUGUUAUAUCGUUUUAGUUACUAUUCUGGCUUAAAUGUAAUCUGAAAAUGAGCUACUUACUGCCCAAGCUUUCAAGUAAGAAAGAUGUAGAUCAAGCGAUAAAAAGUGUAGCAGAGAAAGUACUGGUUCUUCGAUUUGGAAGAGAUGAAGAUUCUGUUUGCUUACAACUGGAUGAAAUUCUGUCAAAGACAUCUCAUGAUCUGAGCAAAAUGGCUGCCAUCUAUCUGGUAGAUGUAGAUAAUGUGCCUGUUUAUACCAGAUACUUUGAUAUCAGUUAUAUUCCUUCCACAGUUUUUUUCUUCAAUGGACAGCAUAUGAAAGUUGAUUAUGGAACUCCAGAUCACACAAAAUUUGUGGGAAGUUUCAAAACUAAACAAGAUUUCAUUGAUUUGGUUGAGGUGAUCUAUCGUGGUGCAAUGCGUGGAAAAUUGAUAGUACGGAGUCCUAUUGAUCCAAAGAACAUUGCAAAAUAUGAUCUUCUUUACCAAGGAAUUUAAAGUAUAAUUUUACAGACAUUAAAGUAUGUGGUCUCUGAA